Molecule: messenger RNA, 1182 nt
Organism: Miscanthus lutarioriparius
Lineage: Eukaryota; Viridiplantae; Streptophyta; Magnoliopsida; Poales; Poaceae
Source: the annotation of a GenBank genome assembly
AUGGCUAUGGCUUCACCCGAACAACAGCUGGGCCAGAUCCUGGCGCUGCUCAGUGAGAAUUCGAAAGGCAUCAACGAAUUGAAGACCUCCAUGUCGGAGAUGCAUACACUGCAUAUGGAGAUCCACACCUGGAAGCCCGAUGUCGACAACCGUGUCCAUGAGCUAGAACACGCGGUGCUGGACCUCGGCGAGUGCGUCAAGAAGGCGUUGGGAAAUCUUCCACAAGCUCAACUCGUAGAAGCCUCCACCGACGAUCAGCAAGACGCUCAGCCCUCCCUCACCGAUGUGCUUCGCGAGGAUCACUUCACCCCGCAGGGCAUCAAGGUGCUGAGCUCCGCCCAUCUAGAGCUUCACCCACUAGGGGCGGCAUCUGGGUCGUUAGACCACGGCAAGGGAACUACUCACCGGGGCACUGCUUUCGGGGCGGUGUACACCAUCGCCUCGGAACUGGCCCCGAGCUCCACAGUUUCUGAAUAUGUUGAACAAUUCAGAGAUUUAGUCCACCAAAUCCUUGUCCACGACCCAUCAUUCCCAUCUUCUAUCAUUGUUAACCAUUUUGUCGAUGGUCUUAAGAAAGAAAUUUGUUCUGUUGUUAUGAUGCAUCGUCCCCAGGACCUCGAUACUGCUAGUGCAUUGGCAUUUUUGCAGGAACACACCACUGAAGACCAACCUUCAAGACGGUUGGAUACUGGCCAAUAUUAUGCAAAGAAGAAUUCAUCUAAUUCUGUCAAACACUCAUUUUCUUUUACUACCAACAAUGCAAAAGCUAGUGAAGACAAGAAACCUCCUGAUCCUCCAAGAGUCAAACCUGAUGAUAAGCUUGCAGCUCUGAAGAAAUACAGGUUAAGGAGACACUUGAAUGGCAAAGAGGUGUCCAUGCUCAUUGAUUCUGGUAGUUCUCAUAGUUUUGUGGAUGAUCAGAUAGCUGCUCAUAUCAAACCUUGGCAAGCUUUGCCACAGUCAGUGAGGGUAACAGUUGCUAAUGGAGGUGUUAUCAGUUGCACUCAUGAGUUGUCUAAUCAACUUUGGGCAGUGCAGGGUCAUUCUUUCAGUACCACAUUAAAAAUCAUUCCAUUGAGUGGCUAUGAUGUUAUAUUAGGCAUGGAUUGGCUAGAAUCUAAUAGCCCUAUGGAGAUCACUGGGUUGAAAGGUGGUUGCAGUUCCACUAUCAAGGACAAGUGA